AGUAGAAAUUAAAUCUAAAACAAUCAAUCAGUCAGACAGUAAAUCAAUCCAUCCAUCCAUCAGUGGUUAUGUCAUCGAUAACGAACAACUCAAGACAAGAUUUACCGAAAGGUCGAAAUCGGGAAUCGUUUGAUCAAUUUGAUGAUGAAUUGGCCGAAUUGAUACUCAGUUAUCUACCGGUCGAACAAUUGCUUAAAUACGAGUCAGUGUCCAAACAGUUUCAACAGUGCGGCUCCGGUAGUCUAACCAGUAUUCAUCUGCCGACCGAAUGGAUCAAUCAUAUAUGCUAUCGGUAUUGUCAAUGUUGUGAUACACCUGAAGAAAAAUUUGCCAAACAUUUGAUGAAAAAGUAUCCGAAAAUAUCUUCAGUCCAAUUGUACGAAAACAACAAUCAAGUAUUGAUGUCAAUCAUCAGCAAUCAUCGGCAACUAUGGCCACAUCUCUGUAGUAUCGAAAACUAUAUGUUAGUUAAUAAGAAUAGCCGACUCUGUGACCAACAAUUGGACACCAAUAGCCUAUUGCCUGUGGAACAUAUGAUACGAACACUUGAUGUGUCGUCCGAUUUGGUAAUCCAUGGACCAAAAACAUGGCUCAAACAGUUCAGCCGAUUAGACAAUCUGACAGUCAAACGUAUCGGCAAUGUGUUUGCCGAUGACGACAGUAAGGAACUACUGGUUAAGGGAUUGCAAUCGUUUAAAAUUGACGAUUUGCUUGAGCCGCGAUUUGUCGACCAGUUUCGGCAAUUUAUUGCCGGUAACAUUGGUCUCAGACGAUUGGACACCAAUUAUAUACCGUUUACUGAUGAUGACGACACCAGCGAAGACAAAGUCAAACAAUUGUUUGAACACAUCUCGCGGCUUAAAAAACUCUAUCAAUUGGAUACUUCAUUACAUCUGUUGGCUUUACCAUCAAUACCGGAUCCAUUGCUACUGAUUGCCAACAAUUGUCUACAAUUAAGUCGUCUAAGACUACAAAUCUGUUACGAUUAUGAAGAAAUUGAUUUGAAGGCAUUUAUCCGGACAUUCAAAUCAGUCAAACAAAUGCAUCGUUUGAAACAUCUUGAUCUCGAUAUGGUUGGCGAAAAUGAUUGGGACAACAGUGACAUUGAUUUGGCUGAAAGACAUUUGUCAACCAAACAGAUGACUGAUUUGCAGUUAACACCGAAAUGUUGGCCACAAUUAACACAUCUGAGAAUUGGCGAAACCUGUAUCCGUUUGAAUACAGUAGUCGUCAACAACGGACCGGAAGUAUUGCAGUCAUUGACAACAAAGAUGCCAUCAAUGCAGAGACUUGUCGUCCAGAGUCUAGUCUUUGACAACAUUACUGAGGAUCUGGUAAUGAAAUCAAUGGACAGACAACGGUCUAAAUUGAAACUGAUUGACAUUACAGCCGUUGAUUGGACACAACCAAAGCCCAGCCAACCGUACGAUCCGAUGAUUACCGAUUCGUAUCGACUCAUAUCCAUAUCCAAGUAA
This is a messenger RNA of Oppia nitens, 1475 nucleotides long. RefSeq lists its product as uncharacterized. Lineage: Eukaryota; Metazoa; Arthropoda; Arachnida; Sarcoptiformes; Oppiidae. The transcript is spliced from 2 exons. Bases 69 to 1475 code for a protein of 468 amino acids. The record is from RefSeq and is a predicted model, not a curated record. Gene Ontology annotation, molecular function: protein binding.